Messenger RNA from Ornithodoros turicata, 924 nucleotides. Its product is annotated as endoribonuclease Dicer-like. The transcript has 3 exons. NCBI's taxonomy places the organism in Eukaryota, Metazoa, Arthropoda, Arachnida, Ixodida, Argasidae. The record is from RefSeq and is a predicted model, not a curated record. Gene Ontology annotation, molecular function: ribonuclease III activity. The coding region runs from base 132 to 839 and encodes 235 amino acids. Gene Ontology annotation, biological process: RNA processing.
CUGAGGAGAAGAAGAAGACGAAGAAAGAGAAGUUCGUCUCUACAGAAUGGCGGUGGGGCGAAUUACAGAGGAAGAAGUAGCAUGUAAAUAGUAGCAGCGCCAGCUCUACUAGGGGCUCCAGGGUUCCGACGAUGGCCCUAUCAUGGGUUGACGGGUCUCGCUAUCACUGGACCAAACCCGUGCCCCGUGAUUGCCCCAUCCUAAAUUCUAGAUUUGAGAUCCUUGUACGGCAGUACGUACCACUAGAGGAACGCAUCAACUACAGCUUCAAGAAUAAGGUGUUCCUUGUGCAGGCAUUCACCCACGGCUCUUUUCCGAGCACAAUGAGAGAUGGCAUUGGGCACAUGCGACCCCUGGACUUCUUGGGAGAUGCCGCAAUUAAAUUUCUGCUAACAGUUCACCUGUAUGGCUGUAUUGAGCCGCUGACGUCGUACGCCCUUACCUUGACGCGACAAAGGGUGGAAUGCAAUCGCUUUUUUGGCUUCCUCGUCGUCCGCCACGGAUGGCACAAAUUCCUCAGGUGUGGGUCCAGCACACUCAACGAUGAUAUCGUCAAAUAUGUCAAGUCCGUUUCGCGCAAGGACUAUGAAGACACAGUGGACUGCCGUCCCCCAAAGCCGCUCGCCGAUGUCUUUGAAUCUCUGGCAGCAGCAAUCUACUUGGACUCCAAUCUGAACCUAGACAUUGUGUGGAAUGUCGUGUAUCCGAUCCUGCAGUCGCAGAUACAACGUGAACUUUGUGAGGUUUCCCGUAGGUGCAAGACACCUUCCAGCUACCAGGAAGGCACAGAAGAAACUUCUGAUCAGAGCACUACAGAGUCUGUAGUGUCAAACAGAUAAAGUGACUGACCUCUAAUAAUGGAAAUGUGCAAGACUUGUAACAGUGGCUUACACCCACUAAAAGAACCAUAACCUCGAACCUGCA